Messenger RNA from Chrysoperla carnea, 2808 nucleotides. RefSeq names its product ionotropic receptor 25a-like. The transcript is spliced from 11 exons. Gene Ontology annotation, biological process: synaptic transmission, glutamatergic; monoatomic ion transport; modulation of chemical synaptic transmission. Gene Ontology annotation, cellular component: plasma membrane; postsynaptic membrane. The record is from RefSeq and is a predicted model, not a curated record. Gene Ontology annotation, molecular function: glutamate-gated receptor activity; transmitter-gated monoatomic ion channel activity involved in regulation of postsynaptic membrane potential. Bases 76 to 2808 code for a protein of 910 amino acids. Lineage: Eukaryota; Metazoa; Arthropoda; Insecta; Neuroptera; Chrysopidae.
CUUUUAUGUUCCAUCAACGAAUAUGCGUUAGGUCAAAGUACGCCAACUAUAAACGUUCUCUAUGUUAAUGAAGAAAUGAAUCAAGUUGGUCAUAGUGCAUUGAAUGCAGCUUUACUUUACGCCUCAGAAACACUUGCAUUGGAUAUUAAUCUGAUACAUGUGGUAGAGAAAUUUACUGAUGCCAAAACAAUGGUUUCGUCUCUUUGUACAGCAUACACAAAAUUAACUGAUGCAAAUACACCUCCACAUGUUGUCUUGGACUUGACAUUAUCUAGAAAAGCAUCAGAAUCUGUUAAAUCCUUAACAGCUGCACUAGCGUUGCCAACAAUAGCAGCAUCGUUUGGCCAGGAUGGUGAUUUAAUUUUAUGGCGUAAUAUAAGCGAUGAACAAAAAAACUAUCUGAUACAAAUCAUGCCACCGGCAGAUGUUAUACCAGAAAUUGUACGUAAAAUUAUAGGAAGGCAAUCAAUCAGAAAUGCUGCAAUAUUAUUUGAUGAUUCAUUUGUUAUGGAUCACAAACAUAAAUCACUUCUGCAAAGUGUUCCUACACGGCAUAUUAUUAAGCAAAUUGAAGAACCGAUGAAAAUUAAAGAUCAAUUAAAACGAAUUGUACUUAAUUUAGAAAUAGAUAAUUUUUUCGUAUUGGGCAGCUUAGUUAGUAUUAAAAAUGUAUUAAAUAAUGCUGAUGAAAUGAAUUUAUUGGGAUCUACGUUUGUAUGGUACGUAAUUACGCAAGAUCAAAGUGAUUUGAAAUUAAAUUAUAAAAAUGCUACAAUUAUUUACAUAAAACCAACACCGGAUCCUAAAAGACAAGCUCGCUUACGAAAUAUCAAGACAUCGAUUCAAUUAAAUGCUCAACCAGAGAUUGCUGCUGAGUUUUAUUUUGAUUUGGCUUUACGGACAUUUUUAACUGUGAAAAAUAUGAUUAUUUACAAUUUAUGGCCAGAAAAUUUAACCUAUAUAUCAUGUGAUGAGUAUGAUGGUCACAAUACACCAUCACGACAAGGUUUAAAUUUACGGAGAGCUUUUAAAAAUAUUUCAAGUGAUUUUUCUACAUAUGGUCCUAUAAAUAUUACGUCAAAUGGCCAAAGUCAAAUGGAAUUUACCAUGCAAAUAAAUCGAAUCGAUAUCCGAGAUAAUUCAAGUCAACAAAUUAAACCUUUAGCAUCUUGGAAAGCAAGAUUAUCCAAUAAUUUGACAUUAUCCAACGAGAGUAUAUUGGAUGAAUACACAGCCAAACCAAUUUAUCGAAUUGCUACAGUAUUGCAAAAACCAUUUGUAAUGUUUGAUGAGAAUAGACCAAACAAAUAUUAUGGUUUAUGUAUCGAGAUGCUUGAAAGAAUUUCUGAAAUGAUGGCUUUUAAGUAUAUAUUGUACACAGUUCCUGAUGGCAAAUUUGGCAAUAUGGACGAAGAAGGAAAUUGGAAUGGAGUCAUACGAGAAUUAGUUGAUAAUAAAGCAGACAUUGGUUUGGGAUCAAUAUCAGUUAUGGCAGAACGUGAAAAUGUUGUUGAUUUCACUGUUCCUUACCAUGAACUAGUUGGUAUUACAAUUUUAAUGAAAAAAACGCGGGCAAGCGUCUCACUAUUUCAAUUUUUGGCUGUUUUGGAAAAUGAAGUAUGGCUCUGUAUUUUGGCAGCGUUUUUCUUUACUAGUUUCUUAAUAUGGGCAUUCGAUCGUUGGAGUCCAUACAGUUAUCAAAAUAACCGUGAAAAUUUCAAAGAUGAAGAGACACGGGAAUUUGAUUUAAAGGAAAGUUUUUGGUUUUGUAUGACAUCGUUAACACCCCAAGGUGGUGGACAAGUUCCAAAAAACUUAUCUGGAUUAUUAGUAGCUGCUUCAUGGUGGAUAUUUGGAUUUAUUAUUAUUGCUUCAUAUACAGCUAAUUUAUCAGCAUUUUUAACAGUUUCACGAAUGGAAAUUCCGAUUGAAUCGCUAGAUGAUUUAGCUAAACAAUAUAAAAUACAGUAUGCGCCACUCAAUGGUUCUUAUGUUAUGGAAUAUUUUAAGAGAAGGGCAAAUAUUGAAGCAAAAUUUUUUGAAAUUUGGAAAGAAAUGAGUUUAAAUGACAGCUUAUCACCGGUUGAACGGGCAAAAUUAGCUGUUUGGGAUUAUCCAGUCAGUGACAAGUAUACAAAAAUUUGGCAGGCUAUGCAAAAAGCUGGUUUUCCAAAUACAUUAGAGGAAGCUGUUGCUAGAGUUUUGAGCUCUAAAUCAUCAAGUGAAGGUUUUGCAUACAUAGGUGACGGAACUGAUAUACGUUAUCUACAAGCAACAAAUUGUGAUUUACAAUUGGUUGGUGAAGAAUUUUCUCGGAAACCUUAUGCAUUUGCAAUUCGAAAACGUUCGCGAUAUAAGGAUGAAUUUAAUACUGCCCUUUUGUUCCUUCAAAAUAACAAAGAGGCACACCAAAUGGUAGAAAAAUGGUGGAAACAUAGUCCCGAAAUGAAAAAUUGUGUUAAAGAAGAUUUUAAAUCAUCGGAUGGUGUAAGCAUUGCAAAUUUUGGUGGUGUAUUCAUUGUUAUUUUUAUUGGUGUUGGCUUAGCGUGCAUUGGAUUAGCAUUCGAAUAUUGGUGGUAUAAACAUCGAAAAGGACUUCCUAAAAUUUUUGAUAUAACUGCAGAGUCAACAAAAGCUACAAAUUCGCAACAAAUAAAGCAUGCUAUAGAUCCCGAUAUGGAUGUUAGUUUUCGUCGACGCAGUGGUAGCAUAAGAGUAAACCGUGACUGUAUGACCGCCAAAAAUGCCAAUUCUGAACGGAUGCAUAAGUCAUGGGACAAUUUAUUACAAACUUUCUUCCGGGCAUGA